GCACCGGGGUGCAUCGUAGAUUAAUCUGGCUUUACCCACACACUUUAUUUAUAAUUCCAACCCCAAACACACAAUCUUGUUUUCGCGUUUUCCGAUAUUCUUAAGAUUAUCUGACUCUCUCUCUCUCUCUCUCUCUCUACCUCUGUGUGUGUUUACUCAGAAGACAGAAACCUCAAUUGAUCGAUCAGAUCCGUCAUGGAUUUUUUCAAAUCUGUAUUCGCCGACGACCCACCAGAUCCUCCUACAUCCGAAUCCGCGUCUGAAGCGGCUAAAGAAUCCGAUCCAGAUCCUAAUCCCCCACUAGACCCGAGCCCUGAGGCACCCACUGCUGGUGGUGCUGGUGGGUGGAGCUUUGGGGGUCUGAUCAACACCCUAAAGACCAGAUCCGAGUCGGUCAUCGAUACCUACCGUCGCGACCUCCGGGAAUUCGGUACGGGUCUGAAGAAGGAGAUCGAGGUGGGCCAAGGCUCCUUGCAGAAUGUCGGGCAAGUCAUUGACGAGUUCGGCAGCACUGUGCUGAAAGGAACCGCCCAGAUCAUCUCCCAAGGUAAGGACUCAAUCCUUUCCGUUGAUCUCGAAUCCGAUUCCGAUAACAACAGUGGUAGCAACCCUAAUUAUUAUAGUACCCAACAGAGCUUAAAUUCUAAGCCGUACAGUAGGUUUGACGCUCAGGUUCGUGCCAUUCAGAGUGAGGAUGGCACCUACUGUGAGGAACCUGAGGAUUUGGAUGAUUACAAUAAGUGGAAAUCAGGGUUUGAUUUCGGAGAGAAAAGUGAGGAGAUUGAGGGAUUGCUUGAAAAAAAUGGGGCUAUGGAGAGUAUCUACAAACGGGUUGUUCCCACUACUGUCGAUAAUGAGACAUUUUGGUGUAGGUAUUUCUAUAGGGUUCAUAAGCUCAAGCAAGCUGAGGAUAUGAGGUCUAAUCUUGUGAAGCGUGCCAUUUCCAGAGAUGAGGAAGAGUUGAGUUGGGAUGUUGAUGACGAUGAAGAAGAGGAGGGGAGUGAUAUAGUGCCAAAUGCAGAGAUGAUGAAGAAGAGGGAGGUGGGUAAUGAAGAUUUAAGGAGAACUGCGGGGGAUGAGGUGUCGAAUGUUGAGGUCGGGAAGAAGAGCUUGAAUGUUGAAGAGAUGGGCAAUGAUGGCGGACAGGGUAAUGUAGUGAUCAAAGGUCAAGAGAAUAGGGAGUUGGAUGGCAGAGGUGGUGAGAAAAUAUCUGAGGAGAGUCCUGUUGAGGAUUUGCAAGGUCAAGUGGGAGAGAAGAGUUAUGAUCUAGAGGAGAGAAGGGAGGUAAGUGUUGGGGAAUUGAGUGGUGAUAAGGUGUCUGAUGAGAAAGUACCUUCUACACAGGAUGCUGAGGUGAAUAAGAAUUUGGCAUUUAAAUCUGAUGAGAAUGCGACUUCAGAAGGGAAGGCCGACUCCGGCGAGUCUUGUAAAGAUAGUGAGUUUUCGGUGGUUUCUACCCAGACCUCAAUGCCUGAGGAGGAAGACCUUGGGUGGGAUGAGAUCGAGGAUCUUAGCAGCAUUGAUGAAAAGAAAGUGAAUCAUGGUGGAGGUGAAAGCCCCAACCGAACUGAUGUGCGGAAGCGGCUGAGUGCUGCAGAUGAAGAGGAAGACUUGAGUUGGGAUAUUGAAGAUGAUGAUGAGCCUGCUAAAGCUUGAUUCAACGUAUACAUUUAUGUUAUAAAUAUACCCAUUUCCCGUUCUGUUCUGUCUUCCUCUGUACAUGUUUAUGCAAGUCUGAUAUAGGUUGGGAACGAUUCUCCUUUUCUUCUUUAAUUGAUUUAAAAUGGAAACUGUGAUUGUGUCUCUUUCAAUGUAUGCAGUUGAAGCAGCUGUUUAUAAUGAUAUUACUUCUCAUUCAUUUGCAAGUCCGGCAAUGUUAAGUAAAUUGUGGUACAAUUAUUGAUCAGAUUGGAUCUGCGUCUAAUCCAAAAUUCUAAUGUGGUGUUUUCUUC
Messenger RNA from Juglans microcarpa x Juglans regia, 1952 nucleotides. Its product is annotated as BSD domain-containing protein 1. NCBI's taxonomy places the organism in Eukaryota, Viridiplantae, Streptophyta, Magnoliopsida, Fagales, Juglandaceae. The record is from RefSeq and is a predicted model, not a curated record. The coding region runs from base 196 to 1656 and encodes 486 amino acids. The transcript has a single exon. Gene Ontology annotation, cellular component: cytoplasm.